AUGAAAUUUAUAAAAUUAUCAAUUGUAUUAUUAUUAUCUGUAUUUGUAUCAAUAAAUGUUGCACAAAAUGAAAUCGAUUAUUGUAUACCACUGCAUGCAUCUUUGAUGUUCUAUAAGGCUCAGAGAGCUGGUAAGCUUCCGGAUAACGAUGUUCCAUGGCGUGAAGAUUCAGUUUUGAAUGAUGGACAACAACUCAACAUCGAUUUAUCUGGUGGUUAUUUCGAUGCCGGUGACUAUAUUAAAUUCACUUUCCCACUCGCCUACACUAUGACAACUCUGGGUUGGUCAUACCUCUUAUUCCAAGACAACAUCGCGAACAAGUGCCAUCUAAAAGAUGACUAUCUCUCAGUUUUGAAAUAUGGAACCGACUGGAUCAUGAAUGCUCAUUACAAAGCUAACAACUUGGUAACCCAAGUCGAUGUAAUGAGUUCACAUUACCAAUGGAACCGUCCAUCUGAUGUAACAUACCCACGAGAAAUAUUCACUGUGGACAACACUCAACCAUGUACCGACGUAGCAAUGCAAUCCGCUUCUGCAUUGGCAGUAGCAUCGCUUGUAUUUGCCGACACCAACCCAUCCUACUCUACUCAGCUACUCAACAAAGCCAAAUCAUUGUAUUCUCUAGGUAAAGCGUGUCCACUCGGAACCAUGGCUGUUCCAGACUAUUCCGAUCAUGGCAGACAGGGUUACGAAUCCCAUGGAUACGAAGACGAACUUAUCUGGGCUUCGAUAUGCAUGUAUUUGGCUACUGGUAGAUCUACCACCUACCUCUCCGACUUGACAAACAAUCUCAAGAAACUACAAGGUCGUAACUUUGCAAAUGAUAUUUGGGGUUCCAUGUUAAGCUGGGAUUCUAAAUACUCUGCUUCCUUGUUGAUGUCACUCAAAUCAUUGUCAUCCGACCCCAACUUCUCUCAAUUCUUAAACAACUUCCAAUCGAAAUCCAAUGAUAUUGCCCAAAGCUGGAUAAAUCAACCCAAUUUUUCCAAUGGAAUUGUAUCAGGUAUUGCAAAGUGGGGCAACAACCGCUAUGCAAUGGGAGGUGCAUUUCUUGCUGCAGUUAUAAACACACCGGCUUCUAAACGAUGGGCAACCGAGCAAGUCAAUUGUGUGCUCGGCCAAUGUCCGGCAAACUCGAAAUCAUUUGUAAUUGGAUAUGGAAAUAACUAUGCGCAAUUCCCGCAUCACCGAGCUGCUCACAAUCCAUUGCCAAAUCCAUCUCUAUCCGAAAAUUAUCCGGUUGCAACCACCUACAAAAUACUGGGAGCACUAAUUGGUGGACCAUCAAUUGAAAACUCAACCUACGAAGAUGCUCGUAAAAACUAUCAACAAAACGAACCUGCUAUCGAUUAUAAUGCUGCAUUUACUGGUGCUUUAGCUGCUCUUGUAAGUUUCGAACACUCUGGAGGUUACAAUGGAAAUCCAUCAUCAUUCCAAUCGACUACUUCUUCAACAACAUCGACAACUUUGCAACCAACUUCAACAUCGACAUCAUCCCAAUCGACUACUUCUUCAAAAACAUCGACAUCUUCACAACCCACUACAAUAUCUACUUCUACUACCUCCUUGCCAACUUUAAGCUCAACUAUAACAACCUACCAAACAACUAACACCAAAACUACAACUUCGCCAUCAACUUCCUCGAAACCAAUAUCAACUCCAUCUACUACCUCACGUCUUACAACCAAUGGUGAAGAACCAUCUGAAGAUCCUACUAUUGCCAGUGGAUUUACAUUAAAAUCAUCAAUAUAA
Molecule: messenger RNA, 1752 nt
Organism: Heterostelium album PN500
Lineage: Eukaryota; Evosea; Eumycetozoa; Acytosteliales; Acytosteliaceae
Product: glycoside hydrolase family 9 protein
Exons: 2
Coding region: 1-1752 (583 amino acids)
Biological process (GO): carbohydrate metabolic process
Molecular function (GO): hydrolase activity, hydrolyzing O-glycosyl compounds
Source: RefSeq, a predicted model, not a curated record